Salmo salar (Atlantic salmon) is the source of this 1694-nucleotide messenger RNA. RefSeq names its product cyclin-dependent kinase 2-associated protein 1. The record is from RefSeq and is a predicted model, not a curated record. NCBI's taxonomy places the organism in Eukaryota, Metazoa, Chordata, Actinopteri, Salmoniformes, Salmonidae. Gene Ontology annotation, cellular component: cytoplasm; nucleus.
CCAUAUUUGCCGGUGCUGCUCUGCUGUAAACAAAAAGUGUCUGAGGGAGACAGAGACGCUUCAUUGGAUUUUAGGACGAUUUUUAUUUCUUUAAUUUAUAAUGUCUCUAGGAAUGUCUUACAAGCCCAACCUCCAUCAGCAUGUUCUCGGAACUUCCGUGAACCAAGGCUAAUGAUUGAUCUGGAUGUGGACCGUUCUUUGACCCUUUGGUGACACCCAGUGUUCUCUGAGCCUCAUUGCAUCUCCAUCUCACCCCCCAUACAGUCUACAUGUAUGUCAAGUUAAAAUGGACAAAAUUGCUGUUGUUCACUCUACUUCAACAAGCAUAUCAACACUGCAAUCUUACAGGCCAGUAGUGAAUGACUAUGGACCACCAUCUUUCAGCUUUUCACAGAGUUCAAGUGGAAGUCAAGUGCCUCAGAGUAAAUAUGCAGAAUUGCUAUCCAUUAUUGAAGAGCUUGGGAAGGAGAUAAGACCAACUUAUGCUGGGAGCAAAAGUGCCAUGGAGAGACUAAAGCGAGGGAUCAUUCAUGCCAGGGGGCUUGUACGUGAAUGCUUGGCAGAAACAGAGAGAAAUGCAAGAUCCUAACAGGCAAAGUGCAAUGUUAUUGAAUUUAAUUGGACCAACUCUCCAGACUGAAGAUCUACAAGACUCAAAAGACGAAGCUCUUAGUCAAUACUUUUCUUGGAUUUUUUUUUUUUUUACUGCGAUGGCACGUUGGGCUUUGACCAAAAAAGUGACCUAUGAGCUGUACUUGACAUGCAUUUCCUUGUUUUAUUUGUGUUCCUCUUGGAAAUGCCUAAUUUCAAUAUUACUUGUAUGAAUAAAAAAUGAUGAAAACAAAGAAAAUGCAUGUUAUGUAGCAAUGCCCCUAUCAUUUAAUGAAACGUGCAUGGAUUUUAUAGUGUAAGAGUGUAGGGCAUUUUGACAAUGGAUGAGUUCUACCUAUAGCUAAUAUACUUAGUAGUUACUAACUAUGUUACUAUAGUAAAUAUAACAUAUACUAUAAUAGUUACAGUAUCUUUUUACUAUAGUAGCUAUAGCAUCUUUUAAACGUAUUAAAGCAUGAGUGACAGCAAAAGGGAUAGGUGCUUUUAGCAUCGCGGGUGUAUUUACAUACACUAGUGUUGCUUUCAAUUGUAUUUGGUUGCACAAAAACAGUCCGUGGGAAGCCAGAAGUGAUCCAUUUCAUCUUACUGUGCCGGUGGGCAGGACUGUUGGUAAUUAUGGCGGGGGUAUUUUGAGACAAAAUAUCUAAUGGAUCGUAUUAUUCAAUACACUUUCUGCUUACCUCAUGUCAAAAUAAAAGUCCUGCACGUGUGCCAUAUGUGGACAAAAAAUAAAUAACUUGUGGGGGACUUUUUUUUAACAUGAGGUAAGCACAACAGUCCCACGUUUGGAAAGUCUGUUUAAUAAUACGAUUCUUUAGAUAUUUUGUUUAAAAUCCCCCCCCCCGCCAUGAUGACCAACAGUCCUGUCCACCGGCACAGUAAGUCUGGCUUCCCACGGACGAAUGUUGUGCAACCCAAUACAAUAGCGUUGCUUUCAAGUGUAUGUACAAAAGGAAUAGUGCCAAACACACUGUUAAACACACCACAUUAUGGAUAAACUAUUGUACUAAAGUCAUUGUUUGCAUCUUUGUAUUUAUUGCCCAGUGUAAUACAACUUAUUUCCAUUAAAAUGAUUGAAAAUA